UUCCCCUGCCUUCUCGCGGAGCAUCGCAGAUUUCACUGGACAUGCUAUACAUGGUCCUGCUGAUCAAUUUGCUCUGAUGGUUGACUCAGGUCAACGGACGAAACUUGCUGUACGAGUCCCUGUGACACUGGGUGUUAUGUCUCGGUGUCCAGAUGCUUUCGUAUGUGAAAACGUUUUUGACCAGGUUCUCGACAAAGUAGGGCAUGAAAAAGUUGAUCUUUCAUUAACAUUCAUUGGAAAGUUGAAUAGUUCUGAACCUAUUUAUGGAGUAACAUGCAAACAUGGUUCGCUGGAAUGUACUGGAAACAUCCAUGAACUUUGUGUGGCCAAGUACUCAGGGGCAAGUAGCAUCUGGUGGCCGUUCCUCCGCUGUCUUAAUUAUGGCGGGGCGGAGAGUAUCGGGCUCGAACGGACGGCGAAAGAGUGUUCGAAGGUGUCCGAUAUCGAUUGGAGCCAAAGCGGAAUCGAGGCCUGCGUGAAUGGAGAGGAGGGACCUCGACUUUUACGUGAGAGUGUGAAGCACACAAAACAGCUGGGUAUUCAGUUGAGUUAAUCAUACUUUGGUUGUUAUGCGUUUAUUGUGUCCCCCCUUUCCCUUUAUGCCUACUAGUCCUUUUGCGUAGAGCAAUUAGCCCCGUGCUGGACGUAUUUGGAUGACUGUCGUCUUCCACUCUCACACCUGCUUGCAACGCGCGUGAAGGAGGUUUUAUUGCGUGACGAUACUGAUUCCAUUCUUCGUUUCCGUGUAUAGGAAGAGUUGCACUAUUUUGAUCAGCGGGAAAGUUCGAUGCGUGCGCGAUGGGAGUUGGCAAAAAUGCGAUGCUGGUCACGAGCCGAAGGAUUUUGUGGAUUCGAUUAAUGCCGAGUAUGAUCGAUUGAACAAUUUGUAG
This is a messenger RNA of Cantharellus anzutake, 890 nucleotides long. RefSeq lists its product as uncharacterized. Gene Ontology annotation, molecular function: oxidoreductase activity, acting on a sulfur group of donors, disulfide as acceptor. NCBI's taxonomy places the organism in Eukaryota, Fungi, Basidiomycota, Agaricomycetes, Cantharellales, Hydnaceae. Bases 77 to 553 code for a protein of 158 amino acids. The record is from RefSeq and is a predicted model, not a curated record. The transcript is spliced from 3 exons.